CAGAUCAUUUAUGAAGGAAUAGAAAUCCUUAUUUUAGGUUUAUCGGUCUUAACUUGGUAGUAAAGUUUGGGGAGUUUUCCUAACUUGACAAACUUUUCUUUUGAAAAUUGAAAAUGAGGUACGGAGACAUAAUUUUAUAUGUAAAACAGUUGUUAAUGUCCAGUUAUUUUCGCUUUUCAGUGAGUGACAAGCGACGUCGUCGCGCCUUCAUCCUCUGCACCGUAGCGGUAGUAGGACAAGAGGCUUGCGGCGUGCUGGCUCUGCUCCAGUUUGCAGAGCGCGUGUUCGUGCUGGCUCGCGACGAUGCUGCUGCGGGGAGCCCGGCUGACGUGCUCGGCACCCCCGCACGACAUGCGUUACUGUUGGGCGUUGCGCAGUUGGUUGCUUCUGCAUUAGCUCUGUAUUUGGUUGAGAAGGUUGGGAGAAAGCGACUCAUGGUAUGGUGCGGACUAAUAACGGGUGUCUGCCUGUGCGGGGGAGCGGGUGCGGUGCGGGCGGGGGGUGCCGGCGCGGGGGUGGUUCUAGCGGCCGCAGUGUUCGCGGACUCGGCUGGUCUGCAGCCAGCGCCCUAUGCUAUGCUGGCUGAUAUGUUUCAUUAUCAGUACCGCGGCUGCGCUGUAGCGCUAGUCAGCGCUUUCGCGUGGGGCGGCAACGCGCUAGAAGUCAUCGUGUUUCCUCUAGUAGCGCGGGCCGCCGGCGUCAGCGCAGCCCUAGCGCUCGCCGCUGCGCUAACUUUAGCGCUAACACUGUUCGCUGCGUACGCGCUACCCGAGACAAAAGGAUUGACUCCCGAUGAAAUAUAUGAUGUGUUGUGUCCGCCUAAAACUAGUUGUGAUAGUGUGGUCACUGAAGGUUGUGAUAAUAAGAGUUUUUGUACUAAAAUGUGAUUGUGACCGAAUAUAAAAUGUGUGUGUGA
Molecule: messenger RNA, 916 nt
Organism: Helicoverpa armigera (cotton bollworm)
Lineage: Eukaryota; Metazoa; Arthropoda; Insecta; Lepidoptera; Noctuidae
Product: probable metabolite transport protein CsbC
Exons: 3
Coding region: 114-887 (257 amino acids)
Biological process (GO): transmembrane transport; carbohydrate transport
Cellular component (GO): membrane
Molecular function (GO): carbohydrate:proton symporter activity
Source: RefSeq, a predicted model, not a curated record